Molecule: messenger RNA, 3597 nt
Organism: Phlebotomus argentipes
Lineage: Eukaryota; Metazoa; Arthropoda; Insecta; Diptera; Psychodidae
Gene: frtz
Product: WD repeat-containing and planar cell polarity effector protein fritz
Exons: 6
Coding region: 326-3562 (1078 amino acids)
Biological process (GO): cilium organization; nervous system development; establishment of protein localization
Cellular component (GO): axonemal basal plate
Molecular function (GO): protein binding
Source: RefSeq, a predicted model, not a curated record
AUACUCGAGAAUACUGUAUUUUUCCGCUGCAUGAGUGAUAGACGAUCUUGAAGGGUGUAAAAUAGUAAUAAAAGUGUAUUUCUGUAUAGAAAACAGGAAAAUGCACAUUUAUUGGGGGGGAAAAUGGCGAAAAAAACUUUUACUCCGCGAUCGCUAAAGUGAUCGCAGCGCUUCGGCCGUGAGCACUGCAAGUGCAUUGGAAUGUUGACAACAUUUUAGUUGCGUUGACAGCAGAGCAAGAAAAAAGGUGAAAAAUGACGAGUUGAGGGGGCAAUUAGUAAAUAUUUGCUGCAAAGUAGUGCUGCAACCCGAGUGCAAGUGAGCCAUGCUGACGCUGCUGAGCGAGACGCGCCUGUGGUCGUGUCGCGAGGACAUCAAGAUCAAGGAGACGGACUUCGGGUGCUACAGAUACCACCAGAAGAAGGAGCUCGCGGAUGAGGGGCUGUACGCCGCGGGGAAGCGCCUGUACGGGCAGCGCAGGGACAUUCGACACGCGGUGGACAAGGGGGCGCCGAAGCUGCGCAGCGGCAUCAGGAAGCUGGAGGAGCUGCUGGAGAAGCACAAGGUGAUCUACUGCCAGUGGAAGGACAACGUCGUGCUGCGUCUGAUGCUAUCGAAUGGUCUCAUUGUUCACGUGUGUGUCAACAUUUUCACGGGUGAGGUGAUGAGAGUGGCCUUCGACAAGUACUUCCUCGGCAAGAUCAUCUCCGAGGCCAUCACAGACGUGCUGAUGACGCGCCUGCACAUUCUGAUCGCCUACAACCAGAACCAGAUCACGUUCGUCUACCUGCAGAAGCCCAGCCUGCGGCGCUCCGUGCCGGAGAAGAUCAGUCGCAUGGAGCCGAAGAUCUUCAACAUCAUCAUUGGCGGGCCGCAGGGCAGGAAGCUGCCACGUCAGAUCUCGUGCAAUGUGAGCGGCGAUCUGGUGGCCAUCUGGACGCGCUCGUCGCAGAACGAGGUCUAUCCCUGGCGGCCCACUGUGCGCGACCAGGAUCGCGCCAACAUCCACAUCUACAAGUUCAGCCGCGCCAAGCUGGAGCCGCUGUGCUUCCACUGGACAGAGAACGAUCCAAUCUGCAUCGAGUUCGUGCGCCUGAGCGACAAUCAGCUGCGCACGGUGGAGCAGAGGGUGUCGCGGAAGGGCGAGGUGACGAUCGAGAGCUCGAUCUAUGAGAUCAACAAGGUGAAGCUCAAUCGCAUCGCCGUAACGUCGAUUCCGCUGCAGACGCAGGUCUGCUGCCACUCCUACAGUCCGGAUCACGAGAAGCUGAUGCUGGGCUGCAUUGACGGGUCGAUUGUGCUGUUCGACGAGGGCCGAGGCAUUACGCAUCUGGUCAAAGCGGCUUUCAUCGCCACGAUGAUCUCAUGGCACGGCGACUCCGGGCUCGUUGUCAUAGCGAAUGAGAGGUGUCAGUUUCAGUGUUUCGACAUCUCGCUGUCCUGCAUAAAGAGCCAAUUGAUCAGCGAAGACUACACGCCGUCCAACAUUCUCGACGUGUCCAACUACUUCAGCAGUCAGCCCACGCUGUCCAGGAUCUGCUGGAGCAGGAAGCCCGAUCUGCAGGGCCACGCGGAGAAGUUCAGCCAGACGGACAGCUUUCUGCUGCUGAUCUUCGAGGGUGGCCCCGUGGGGUGCAUGCGCUUCUUCGGCGGCGCCGGAAUGAAAGGAGACAUUCACACGUCCGGUUUCACGCCGGAUGUCUUCGUGCACAGUUACUUGAGUGUGAAUCAGGUGGAGAAGGCGAUCAACAUUCUGCUGUGCCUCAAUUGGGACACUUAUGGCGCCAUGUGCUUGUGUUCUCUACACAAGAUUGCCAACUUCAUCUUCCGCCACCCGCUGACGGCCGACCGGGAGUUGCAGCUGCAGAAGGCGCUGGGCAGCUUCCAUGUGCCGGUGAAGCCGCUGUGCGAGGAGACUGAAUUGGAGUUUGGCGAUCAAGUGAAGGACAUCACGAGGAAGUUCUUCCAGUAUCUCUUGAGGUACAGAUCAUUCGAGAAGGCCUUCAGUUUGGGCAUUGAUAUCAACGAUGAGGACUUGUUUAUGGAUCUCCACAAUGCCGCCGUGGCGAAUGGGGAUGGAAGUCUGGCUGAGGAUGCGCUGAAGAAGGCUGAGGAGAUCAUCAAUAAUGCCAACAGUCGCGGAAGCAGUCAUUCCACGUGUUCUCACUCUUCCUGCUCACUCUGCACGGACAAUUCGGCGUCCUCCAGUGAGGAUCUCACGACUGAGGGUGUCCAGAAGCCGCCGGAUGUUGUUGAGUGCUCGUCGUGUGCGACUGAGAGCGAUAAUCUCUUGGGACCGAGUGUUCCGAACAAGCGUCAGGGAAUCAAUGCGGCUUCUGUGACUUCGACAGCCUCUUCGGCGUCUUCCUACUUAGAACAUCCACCGCUGCCCACUGUGUCGACGUCCAAGACGUCCUACAUUCCACCUCUGCCAUACACGGCAAAUACGCUGCCGGACAAGUCGUUCAGGAUCACUAUUCCAAAGCCAGAACUGAAAAUCUCUCGAGCCAGCACAGCUUUUGGUGGGCACAAUGUCAAGACUCUGUACAACUCUCAUGAGGACAUUUUCCUCACAGAUCCACCGCUGCCGAUGGCGAAAGGCGGUGGUGGGAAGAAGUCUCAUGUGGGUGGGAGUCAGCAGAAUCUCCUGGAUGACAGAAUGGGAGGAUGGCGACCGAAUUUGGGUCACAACAGUUUCUCCACCGACUACAUUGAUCGCUUUCACGAUGCUUUCAAUUUUGGCAAUCAUCAGGGAAAAGGUGGAAAUGCAAAGCCACCGAUUGCCUUGCCUCGAUCAGUCUUUCCCAAUGAGCACAUGGUGAUCGAUGUGAUUCCCAAGCCGUCCACUGCUCAAAUGCCACGAUCUACAAGUGCAAUUGAUCAGACGCUGGGCAUUCCGUUGACCUACAAUCCGCCGAGCUUCCACCAUGUGAAGCACUCUUUUCCCAGCGUUUCGCUGUACGGAAGGAGUACAGUGAGUGUCCCGAGAGCCGAUAGUCUGCAGUCGAUCAACACUGUGGCAGUGCCGACGGUGAUUCAUCAGUAUCCGCUGAUUUCGGGCAAUAUUCCCGCUGUGUCGUCCAACAGUUCGUCGAAGGCGCAUCAAUUGGAGAACAGUGCAAUAAUAAAUCCGUCCACGAGUGGAAAUUCAUCGUACUUGAGGAAUACGAAGGACACUGCAUCGAUUCUGGCACUGACAUCACCUUCGGGGAGGACACAGGCCAACCUGGUGGCGUCUGGCGCUGGUCAGAGUGCCAAGAAGGAGUCUGGAGAGAAGAAUAAGGUGAAAUUCUCCGAUACGAUCACAGUUGCUGUUGUUCCGGAGAUUCCGAGGAAGGAGAAGCCAUCAGUUCCUAGUGACAGGUCCAAGAGAGCCAAUGGAUGGAGUCAAAUAACUGAUCCGCAGAAAGAAUUGGCCGACAGCUUGCCGCUGUGUCAUCCCAACGAUGAGUAUCUGAAGGACUUCACUCCAAUGUCUGAUGUAAAUCCCGAUGCUGACAAUGAGGUAAAUCCGCGCAAUUCCAGCUCGACCAUCAAAGUGGUGCAUUUUGGCGUGGUGUGAGGCAAAAAAAAACAAUCUUCCGUCCAAUAUUCUUC